GAUGGAGUUCGACUGCGAGAGUCUCAGGCGGCUCCUGGGCAAGGUGCAGGCAGCCCGCCAGACCGGGUCUGAGGGUCCGGGGUGUCGGGGCUGAGCUAUCUCCUCGUGGGGGUUCCCAGACUAGUCGCGGCGAUUGGAGCGGAGGCGGGCUGGCCAGAAGCCGGCUCUGGGGAGUGGUCCCUGGGAGGCCGCGGGCUUCUCCCUCGGGAUCCCUGCAUCCCUCGGGUCGGGGCUGUGGCUCCGCCCACGACUCCGAAACCCCUGCACUCCACGCGGUGUGAGUUCUCACGCCACUAGCGUUUCGGCGACUUAGCUCCCAGCCCUCGCCAGUGCCUUUAACCACGCCUUUCUCUAUGUUGAAAUGGCCUGCCCCCCCCCUUUUUUUUUUUUUUUUUUUGCUUUGCAAUCUUCCCUUCUGAGACUCAGCUCAGAUGUCACUCCCUGCAAGAUGGAAUCACGCCCUUCGCUCCGCUUGCCUUCAGAAUACAAGUUCAGAGAUCUAACUGUGGAAGAACUAAAGAAUGUAAAUAGGUUUUUCCCACAUUUCAGAUAUUCCAUGGACACCUAUGUGUUCAAAGAUAGUUCCCAGAAAGACCUGCUGAAUUUCACUGGCACUAUUCCUGUGAUGUACCAUGGUAAUACAUAUAACAUACCAAUUCGUUUGUGGAUCUUGGAUUCCCACCCUUUUGCUCCCCCCAUUUGCUUCUUAAAGCCAACUGCAAAUAUGGGUGUCUCAGUUGGAAAACAUGUGGAUGCUCAAGGCAGAAUAUACUUGCCCUAUCUUCAAAACUGGAGCCAUCCUAAGUCUGUCAUUGUUGGACUAAUUAAAGAAAUGAUUGCCAAGUUUCAAGAGGAACUUCCCCUGUAUUCUCUACCAUCAUCUGAUGAGGCACGGCAGGUAGACUUGCUAGCCUAUAUUGCAAAAAUCACUGAAGGUGUCUCAGACAUAAAUUCAAAGAACUGGGCAAAUCAUGAGCAUAAAACAGUCAAUAAAAUUACUGUGGUUGGAGGUGGAGAACUGGGAAUUGCCUGCACAUUAGCAAUCUCAGCAAAGGGCAUUGCAGACAGACUGGUCCUCUUGGACCUCUCAGAAGAGACGAAAGGAGGAGUGAUGGACCUUGACAUCUUUAACCUGCCUAAUGUGGAGAUCAGCAAAGAUUUGUCUGCCUCUGCUCAUUCCAAGGUGGUGAUCUUCACAGUCAACUCUUUGGGUAGUUCUCAGUCCUACCUUGAUGUGGUACAAAGCAAUGUGGAUAUGUUCAGAGCCCUUGUCCCAGCUCUGGGACACUAUAGUCAACAUGGUAUCCUGCUUGUUGCAUCUCAACCAGUGGAAAUCAUGACUUAUGUGACGUGGAAACUGAGUGCAUUUCCUACAAAUCGAGUGAUUGGAAUUGGAUGUAAUCUGGAUUCACAGAGAUUACAGUACAUUAUUACAAAUGUUUUGAAGGCACAAAUGUCAGGAAAACAAGUAUGGGUUAUUGGUGAGCAGGGAGAAGACAAAGUGCCCACAUGGGGUGGCCAAGAAGAAGUGAUGAGUCAUAACUCUCAAGUGCAGUUGUCCACCAGAGCCAUGGAGGUGUUACGGGUGAAAGGUCAAAGAUCCUGGUCUGUUGGACUAUCAGUGGCUGACCUGGUUGACAGUAUUGUAAAUGAUAAAAAGAAAGUACAUUCUGUAUCAAUUUUAGCAAAGGGAUAUUAUGAUAUAAACAAUGAAGUGUUUUUAAGUUUGCCUUGCAUCCUUGGAUCCAGUGGAGUAUCUGAAGUCAUCCAAAGCACAGUGAAGGAAGAUACAGCAACUGAGAAACUCCAGAGCAGUGCAUCAUCAAUCCAUGGUCUCCAACAACAGUUAAAACUUUGAUCCUAAAGUACAGAGUUACCUGAAAGGAAAGGUCAUUUAAUUUUGCCAACACAUACAGGGUUGAGAACUUCUGUAUCUUAUUAGUUACCCUUACAAACUGCUUGGUUAAGGUAGACGGUUUCCAGUUAGCUCUGUAAUUUGAAUCCUUAGGGAGUUAGAUAAGGAGGGGGAAGAAAUCUAAUUUUCUUUGUCGUUCUUGAGAUAUCUAAACUGUUCUUUAAAUCUAUAGAAGAUGUAGACAUUCAUCUACAAUCUACAAUAUGCAUCAUUUAAAUUUAUGGAUCCUCAUCUAAAAGCACAUUCAGCACUUUGGGAAUAUUUUGAAAGUAAUAUACUUUUAAAAGAAAAUUACUCUUUAUUACAGUAAACAUGAUAAGCUGAAGGUCCAGUAUUGGUUUACAGAAUCUGUGCUGGGUGUGCUUUCAAGAGAUCCACAGCUUAAGGUAUUGUUUCUUCUUUAAAAUAAAAUCGGUAGUAAUAGGAAAGCAUUUUGCUUUCCCUCUUUAAAUUAAUUAGCUACCCCUGGGUGUCUCAGUUGGUUAAGCCUCCAACUUUUGAUUUCAGCUCAGGUCAUGAUCUCCCUGUUCAUGAGAUCAAGCCCCACAUCAGGCUCUGUGUUGAUGGUGCAGAGCCUGCUUGGGAUUCUCUCUCCCUCUCUCUCCCUGCCUCUCUCUCUCAAAGUAAAUUUUAAAACCUUAAAAAAUUAACUAGCUACUGAAAAGUAAAAAAGGAAUUUUAUGUGCACUUUAAAAUAUUAAAAGGGAAGGUAACAUUUUUAAUAUUUGAAGAAAAAGUGUAAUUUCCAGUGGGACUGUCCUUUUUGAAAUUUUCUAUAACCUCUUCUUGGGAUAUAUAAUCUCUAACAUCUCAAAAACCAACUAUACUGCUAGUAGCAUAGAGAAAUGUGUAUUUAAAAAAAAUUUUUUUAAGUUUAUGUACUUUUGAGAGAGAAAGACCGAGCAUGAGCAGGGGAGGGGCAGAGAGAGACAGACUCAGAAUCCAAAGCAGGCUCCAGGCUCCAAGCUGUCAGCACAGAACCCUACGCGGGGCUCAAACUCACAAACUGUGAGAUCAUGACCUGAGCCGAAGUUGGACGCUUAACCGACUGAGCCACCCAGGCGCCCUGAGAAAUAUGUAUUUUUAGUGGAAAUAGAUUAUGAAUAAAUGCCAAGCAAUUUAAGUUUAAAAUAUGAGGCUUUCCUGAAAACCAUUAGUCGUAAGGGGAAGAGGACGGAUGGACUGGCUAUUCUGAGCAAAUCCUUUAACCCCUCCUGAAGAAAUGAUUCACAGCACAUAUGCCUUGGUGAUGGGUCAGUAACUGUAUCUUCAUAUAUGAAAGGUAGCAUAUUAUUACAGACGUAACACACAACUAAUUAGUAAUAACUAAUACUCAACACAUUUCAGGUAGUGUGAUGAGCAUUUUAUUAUUUUAUUGAAUCCUGAAAAUAAUCCACUGAGGUUGGUUUUAUCAUUUUAUAGAGGAGAAAACUGAGGUUUAGUGCCCAAGGUGUCACAGCCAAGAGGCACUUAAACACAUAGCCUCUAUUUUUUCUAAGCACUAGAAGGAAAAGCCUGACAGCCAAAAUAGUUACCACAAGACCAUAAAGCUGGGGUUCUAUACACUAUAGAAGGAUUACUUCUAUUCUCAUGUAGAGGCUGACUUAAUUUUUAUUCCAACAGAGUUUUUUGAAAGAUUGAUUCCCUGACUUCCCAUACUUGCCCUCAGCAAAUAGCAGAGAGGAGUAUACAGUGAAAUAGGUGUUCAUUUAAUCAUUUAUAUAGUAUUGCCUGGAAGCCUACAAUACACCAGGCACCAUACUGGGCACUGCAAAUAUAGUGGUGAGCAAACCUGGACUAGGUACAAGCCCUCAUGGUCCAUACAAUCUAGUAUGGGAGACAUUGUAAUCAAAUCUCACAAAUAAAUGUACAAUUGCAAGCGUAAUAAGUACUGUGAAGAAAUUCCCAGUGCUUUGAAAGCAUAUAAUCGGCAAAU
Molecule: messenger RNA, 3851 nt
Organism: Leopardus geoffroyi (Geoffroy's cat)
Lineage: Eukaryota; Metazoa; Chordata; Mammalia; Carnivora; Felidae
Gene: UEVLD
Product: UEV and lactate/malate dehyrogenase domains
Exons: 12
Coding region: 362-1858 (498 amino acids)
Biological process (GO): endosome to lysosome transport; carboxylic acid metabolic process; protein transport
Cellular component (GO): ESCRT I complex
Molecular function (GO): ubiquitin binding; oxidoreductase activity, acting on the CH-OH group of donors, NAD or NADP as acceptor
Source: RefSeq, a predicted model, not a curated record